Molecule: messenger RNA, 889 nt
Organism: Daucus carota subsp. sativus
Lineage: Eukaryota; Viridiplantae; Streptophyta; Magnoliopsida; Apiales; Apiaceae
Exons: 1
Coding region: 202-777 (191 amino acids)
Source: RefSeq, a predicted model, not a curated record
CCUGUGUUUUUGCGAAAGUAUCCUAGUUUCUCAAUUAUUUAUGCACACACAAUUAUUCAUGUAGUGAAAAAUCUUCUUCAUAUGGACCUAUUUAUAGGUCUUCAUUGUUUGCUUCCUAUGAUUCACACCAAGUAACAAUCUCUCUCUCCCUCUCCCUCUCUCUCUCAUCUCUCCCUCCCAUCUCUCUCAGAAUUACAAGAGAUGGAGGUGGAACAAAGUUCAAAUGUGAUUGCAAAGAGAGUGUGGAAAAUAGUAAAGAUAGUCUUGUACAUGUUGAAGAAAAGCAUAACCAAGAGCAAGCUACUAGUUGAUCUCCAAAUGAUGAUGAAAAGAGGCAAACUUGCUGGCAAAGCAAUAAGCAACCUCAUGAUCUACAACCACUACGCCGCCUUCACUUGUCGAUCCAACAAUGAUUUGUCGUUCAUUUCGCCUCAAGAGUACGAAUUCAGUUGCAGCAACACUCCAUUUUACGCCUCGUAUUUCACAAAACGAAAAUCCCACCACCACCAAAACAGCAUUGAUGACAUUAACCUAGCUCGAAAAGUAUUCGAAAUGCUCAACAAUCAUGAGAAGCCCGAGGCUUCACCCCUGGCAUUGCCAGGGUUCGGACAAACCCCGAUGGUUCGACAGCUGAGGAUCACUGAUUCACCAUUUCCUAUAAAAGAAGAAGAUGAUCCUCGAGUGGACAAGGCAGCCGAAGAUUUUAUCAAGAAGUUCUACAAAGAAUUGAAGCAACAGAAGGGGACACCAUCACCGUACAAUAUCUGGUCUAGAUAACAAUUUUGAUGAUAUUUUCGAGUUCUUGUGAUAAUCAUUAGGAUAUAAUUUCUGUUACAUGCAUACAUAAUUGUGUUACAGCCUAAUUCGAGAAGAAGUAUUGUUUUGAUAA